AUGGCGGAACCUAUACCCUCAGCAUCAAAUGCGGCCGAUGCAGGCGACGAUGAGACCACUCAAGACCUCCCAGCCAACGCCGAGGACCGCAAAGCCGCUGCGGCAUUAAAUUCAUUAAAUGCAAAUGGCAUGUCUCAGGAGAAUGGGGAGAUGGCAAACAAACAACCCUCGGCUGCAGAUCAAGAAGCCCUAGGGAAAGCCAUGUCGAGAUUGGAGAUUGCAAGCGGCGUUAGCAAAAAGAAGGACGACCCGAAGAAAGCAGAUGCAAAGAAAGAGGUAGAGGUGAAGAAAAAGAUCAAAAUUGCUGCGGAAGACGUGGCUUUCUUGGUCGAGGAACUUGAGCUCUCAAAGGUCAAGGCAACGGACCUACUACGACAACACGACGGAAAUGCCACGCAGGCUAUCAAAGCCCACAUUGCCCCAGCUGUGCGAGCAUAA
Molecule: messenger RNA, 438 nt
Organism: Exophiala bonariae
Lineage: Eukaryota; Fungi; Ascomycota; Eurotiomycetes; Chaetothyriales; Herpotrichiellaceae
Exons: 2
Coding region: 1-438 (145 amino acids)
Biological process (GO): negative regulation of apoptotic process; protein stabilization
Source: RefSeq, a predicted model, not a curated record